UUUCUUUUUCCUUUAAAAAAAUCCGACCAGUGUUGUUUUGAUUUUGUUCAAUCGCAUUCUUAUUGAAAUUUGGGCGCCAUGUUACCAAAACCCUAAAAACCUUGGUGUCAACUGUAACAAAACAAGAAUCACCGAAAAUGGGUUUUUUAGGUAGACUCUCAAGAAGUCGAAAAUUAAUCAGACAAAUUCCAUCAUUAAAUAACCACCUUGCUCUAUUGGCAAGUUGUUCAUUUUGUUCGAAAUCUCGGAAUGCCCAGAAAGAGAAUGAUGUUGAUUUGAGCAAAUUCCCACCUGAAAGAAUCCGUAAUUUCUCCAUUAUUGCCCAUGUUGAUCAUGGAAAAUCUACACUUGCUGACCGUUUGUUGGAGCUUACCGGCACUAUUAAGAAGGGCCAUGGUCAGCCUCAGUACCUUGACAAACUCCAGGUGGAAAGAGAAAGAGGGAUUACUGUUAAAGCUCAGACUGCAACUAUGUUCUACAGGAACAACCCUCAGUUAGCAACUAGUGGCACUAUAGAGGACUCCUCAAUGUUUUUACUUAAUUUGAUUGAUACGCCUGGUCAUGUUGAUUUUAGCUAUGAAGUAUCGCGCUCCUUAGCUGCUUGUCAAGGGGCUCUCUUAGUUGUUGAUGCUGCUCAAGGGGUCCAAGCACAAACUGUUGCCAACUUUUAUCUUGCUUUUGAGUCAAAUUUGUCAAUAAUCCCAGUCAUAAAUAAAAUUGAUCAACCUACUGCUGAUCCUGAUCGUGUUAUGUCCCAGCUUAAGUCCAUGUUUGAUCUUGAACCAAAAGAUGCUCUUCUCACUUCUGCUAAAACAGGGCAGGGUCUUGAGCACAUACUUCCUGCAGUUAUUGAACGAAUACCACCUCCUCUGGGAAGUAUUGUUUUGCCUUUGCGUAUGCUUUUAUUGGAUUCAUAUUAUGAUGAAUACAAAGGAGUUAUAUGCCAUGUGGCUGUUGUUGAUGGCACACUACGUAAAGGUGACAGGAUUUCAUCUGUGGCAACUGGACAGAGUUAUGAAGUUUCGGAUGUUGGGAUAAUGCAUCCUGAGCUCGUGCCCACUGGAGUUCUUUUGACUGGUCAAGUGGGAUAUAUGGUUAGUGGCAUGCGUUCAACCAAAGAGGCACGUGUGGGUGAUACCCUUUUUCAUGUCCGCUCGGUUGUGGAGCCUCUCCCAGGGUUUAAGCCUGCAAAACAUAUGGUGUUUUCUGGUAUGUAUCCAGCUGAUGGAUCAGAUUUUGAAGCACUUAAUCACGCAAUCGAGAGGCUUACAUGCAAUGAUGCCAGUGUUUGUGUUUCAAAAGAAACUAGCACCGCUCUUGGUUUAGGUUUUAGGUGUGGUUUCUUAGGUUUGCUUCAUAUGGAUGUUUUUCAUCAGCGCCUCGAGCAGGAAUAUGGAGCUCGAAUAAUAUCCACUGUUCCAACUGUGCCAUAUAUAUUUGAAUAUUCUGAUGGAAGCAAAGUUGAAGUUCAGAAUCCUGCUUCUUUGCCGUCCAAUCCUAAAAAACGAGUGACAAAAUGUUGGGAACCUACUGUUGUAGCUACCAUUAUUGUCCCCAGUGAGUAUGUUGGGUCUGUUAUCACCCUUUGCUCUGAUCGGAGGGGGGUUCAGCUGGACUAUUCUUUCAUUGACAGUCAAAGAGCUUUAAUGAAGUACCAGUUACCCUUGCGGGAAAUCGUUGUUGAUUUUUACGAUCAACUAAAAAGCAUUACUUCAGGAUAUGCUUCGUUCGACUAUGAAGAUUCAGAGUAUCAAGCAUCAGAUUUGGUUAAACUGGAUAUUCUUUUAAAUGGACAAUCAGUUGAUGCAAUGGCAACCAUUGUCCAUAAUUUGAAGGCUCAGCGUGUUGGUCGGCUAUUAGUAGACAAGCUGAAGCAAGUCAUAGACAGGCAAAUGUUUGAAAUAACAAUUCAAGCUGCAAUAGGAUCAAAGGUUGUGGCAAGAGAGACAAUUACUGCAAUGAGGAAGAAUGUUCUUGCAAAAUGUUACGGGGGUGAUGUUACACGAAAGAGGAAGUUAUUAGAAAAGCAGAAGGAAGGAAAGAAACGUAUGAAGCGUGUUGGUUCUGUCGAUGUACCCCAAGAAGCAUUCCAUGAGCUUUUGAAGGUUUCAUAGGGUAAAUGGUGCUUAAUCACAAAUUUCGUUCAAGCAAAUGAAACACUAGCGUUGUUUUUUAUCAUAUCAUAAUUCAUAAUUAUAGCAUUGUUGUUUAGAAAUAAUAAAUAGAACUCUACCAUUAUUUUAUAAAUAGAACUCCAGCAUUAUUUUGCUUAAGU
Messenger RNA from Amaranthus tricolor (Joseph's coat), 2275 nucleotides. RefSeq names its product translation factor GUF1 homolog, mitochondrial. Gene Ontology annotation, molecular function: GTPase activity; GTP binding; mitochondrial ribosome binding. The coding region runs from base 138 to 2114 and encodes 658 amino acids. Gene Ontology annotation, cellular component: mitochondrion. The record is from RefSeq and is a predicted model, not a curated record. Lineage: Eukaryota; Viridiplantae; Streptophyta; Magnoliopsida; Caryophyllales; Amaranthaceae. The transcript has 11 exons. Gene Ontology annotation, biological process: positive regulation of translation.